AUGACACUGGCCAACAAGAAGAAAGAGAAUGACAUUGGCCACUUCAUACCAUCCUAUGAUGAAACACGCGUGCCGAAUCAGCUCAGGAGGAUGUCAGAGAAGUUCAGGGGUCCCCACGGUGUGUCAUCAGGAUGUCACGAGGAAGCAAAUGGUGCAAAAGCACCCGUCCCAGCUCCAGCAAAAAAAUGUGUUUCCCCUUUGUGA
Dovyalis caffra is the source of this 204-nucleotide messenger RNA. NCBI's taxonomy places the organism in Eukaryota, Viridiplantae, Streptophyta, Magnoliopsida, Malpighiales, Salicaceae. The record is from the annotation of a GenBank genome assembly.